AUGUACAAACGGGCUUAUGUUCGCUUCGCAACAACCAAGUUUAAUCUGGACUCACUUGAUGCACAAGUGCACUUGACCAAUAAUGCCAUUCAGAAGAAUUACUCCAUCGAUGCUGAUGUUCAGGAUGCCGUACCAGAAGAAAAAAUGUGGUUCUCUGAAGAGCUUGAUGAAUACCUUCGAAGUCUGGGACAUGGAAAUGCUUACCAAGAAAAAAUCUAUGAAGACAUGAAGAACAUUCUUAUAGAAUCGUGUCUGUCGUCUCAGGAGAACUCAACGCACAGGAAGAACUCAUUCGAGGUUUACGGCGCCGAUUUCAUGCUAGACGAGAAGCUCAAUGUAUGGCUGAUUGAAAUUAACCAGGGACCAACAAUGUCCACUGCUACAAAGGUAUCUGAUGAGCUUGUCGGCGAAAUGCUUGAGGAUAUGUGUAAAGUCGUCGUUGACAGACGAGCUCGUGGUGGACGCAAUGCGGAUACAGGGAACUUUGUGCAAGUGUACAGGCAAGGAAACGCUGACCCUCCGCCAUUCACUGGAACAGCACUUUCCGUCGAAGGAAAGCAAAUACCGAUUGUAAAAAAGGAUAAAGAUGCCAAUGAAAAUGAAGAAGGCGAAGAACAAGAUCAAGCGUUCGAGCAGCGAGUCUAUUCUUGGGACCACGAUCGAAUCGAACGUCUCGCCCAGCCAAGGCACGUAAAAAAGCGACGAGACGAUGUUGAUCAAAAGCGAAUAGAAAUGCGCUUGAAGAAGCCGAACUCUGGAAAAGUAGAGAGUCCGAAGCCAAUCAUGACAAUUACAAGUCAAACCACUGUUGUCCAAAGAAAAUCUUGCCAGAACCAGUCAACAAGCCAUCAGACGACGAACAAAGUGAUCACACGAGCAUCACAUUCUGACACUUCCGCCUCUACUUGCUCUUCAAGCACGCGAAAUCAUGAAGAACAGCGACUGCCUAAAAAAGCAAACACGCGAAGUCGCAGGCCACCGCCAAAAAGUGCUGCGAACGAGUACCAACAGCAGAAGACGAGUGGGCACAAGGUUCAAAUUGACCCCUCGAUGUCUUCCGAAAUAAAGAACUUUUUCAGACCUACCUCUUCGCGAUCUGAGUAUGUCCCAACGCAGUCAGAAUACCGUCUUGCCCAGAAAGAAAUCGCUGCUGAUGUCAUGCACACGCUUGACGAGCAUCGGAUUCGCAAUGCGCCGUCUAUUCGUUACUCAAGCUCCAACCCAGUGAUUCCAUCAAGAACGACCCCAAGAAAGACACCACGCGAGCGUCAAUCAAAUUGCGUCGAACAGAAGAUCCUGUAUCCUCUACGAUUCACCGAGAAACGCUACAAAAAUCCUCAACAGAGUCCGAACAAAAAAGACUACUGGAAAUACCAGUUAUCGAGUUCUUCAACCCAAGCUAUAGAUGGCCGCGAAGUUACCAGAGACCUAAUCCGCGCAAAAACAACUCUCAGCAAAGCGUCGUUAUUCCGACCCGUCUACGCACUAGACACCAACAACAAAGUAAUCAUCGGUGACCAGUCUUUGGCGCAGCUACCUGUGAUCAUGCCCCUUCGUUGCUCGCAGCGCGGUCGAGCGGUACAAACAGAGCGAAUCUUCAGCGCUGCCAUCACUACUGACAACCAAGCAGACAACGUCCCAAUGCGGGGCGAGGUCCGCAAGGGGAUUCCUGAUAAAACCGCGCGAGUUCACAAAGCAAAGCCUUACUGUAUAAAGAUUCCACUCUCCCUGGCGCCCAGACACUACCAUCCAUCAGCGACGUGA
This is a messenger RNA of Oikopleura dioica, 1764 nucleotides long. The record is from the annotation of a GenBank genome assembly. NCBI's taxonomy places the organism in Eukaryota, Metazoa, Chordata, Appendicularia, Copelata, Oikopleuridae.